Messenger RNA from Boleophthalmus pectinirostris (great blue-spotted mudskipper), 3971 nucleotides. RefSeq lists its product as uncharacterized. NCBI's taxonomy places the organism in Eukaryota, Metazoa, Chordata, Actinopteri, Gobiiformes, Gobiidae. The transcript is spliced from 26 exons. The coding region runs from base 133 to 3363 and encodes 1076 amino acids. Gene Ontology annotation, cellular component: nucleus. Gene Ontology annotation, biological process: protein polyubiquitination. The record is from RefSeq and is a predicted model, not a curated record. Gene Ontology annotation, molecular function: ubiquitin conjugating enzyme activity.
UGAUCUGUCGAGUGCCGAAUCUGUAUUUUUGGAUGGCUAUAAGGAAACGGACGGAAACUGGACUGUCCGUGCAAACCAACUUCUUCCUUGAAUUGUGUGUACGUGGUCUGUCAUCAGGAACGUCGAUUUGAAAUGGACAAGAUUUACAGUUUGCUGGAGAGGCACAGGCUGGAAUCCUACUACUUCUCCUUUGUGACCUUAGGGGUGAAAGAAGAACAAGAUUUUAUUGACAGUGUCACCGAUGAAGACUUGACCAGCCUUGGGCUGACUCAUGUGGAGAAGAAUCGUUUUAGAGAGAUGCAGAGGUUCAUUGGCAGACUCAGAGCUCCUGUACCAGAUACAUCUUCAUCUGUGCACAAGUCUAUGAAAGCUUUUUCCUUAAAGUACACUUACCCCUUGUGUCCAGAGAUAAAGAUCAUCACAGAUAUGGAUCCUGCUCAGAACACAGUGGAAGAUCUGAUGCUGAGGAUUGGGCAUGCAGAGAAUAUUGGUUCUUCUAAAGGAGUUUGCCUUUACACAGUGGAUGGAAUGCCUCUGACUGAUGAUCCCUACUUUAACACAUGGUCACUGCAGGACAGACAUAUCAAGGAUGGAGAUCUCAUCUAUGCCAUAUUUACUCCUAAAGAGAAUCUGCUGACAUCAACAAAUAGCACAAUAAACACUGUGCCACUGUCAGGAAAUGAUACUGUCCGCUGCCAUGUCAUGCUAAGGGGAGACUUUGACGUUAGCAUUGAUUGGGCAGUUGACACAGUUUCAGACAUUCAGAAUAAGCUAAGUGUAAUCAGUGGAAUUCCUAAAGAUGUUCUUCAUUACAGAUGUGACACUAGCUUUGAGGAUGCUCCGCAAAGACUUUGGAUGACGGAGGGGACAUCACUGAAUUUCUCUCUCUCCUCAUUCAUGCAUCUUUGUGCAAAUAAAGUCUUUACAGACAUUACACCUUCAGUUCAGCAGACCAAAAAAGGAACCAGUGUUUUCCUUGCAUCUCUCUAUAUUAUUGAAAGGAAAUCCCCUGUGGUACGACAUAGUGACCUGAUUGGCUUUAUACGAAAAGUGACUGGAUGCAAUCCUCUAGCCCAAAGUCUGCAUCAGCUUCUGCAGAAGAGUCAAAUUUUAUCUAAGACUCAAAGGAUUGCAGUGAUUGAAGGCUUGUACACACUGUUUCGGGAGAUACUGCCAAAACCUGGAUCUGCUGAUGGAGACAAGAUCAUAGAGGACCAAAAAGUCUUUGAGCAUUCACUGUUCUGCUGGUCAUAUAUUAUGUCAGAAGCCAAGAAAGGGAGCCCCUAUCAUGAUAAUUAUGCACCAGUUUCACUAUUUUCUGAAAAUGGCAACCGUUUCUGUGAACCAGUCACUGUACCUGGGCUACCAGGCCCCAUGGAGCGGGCAGAUGUGCUGCAAAAAAUCAGAAACGGUGAAACUAUUCCACUCUGCACGGAGAAGGAGUUGAGUCCCACAUCACUCAAAAGAUGCACAGAUAUUGAGAAAAUCUUGCUCAGUGUUCAUCCUUUAAUCAGAACAUAUUACGUAUGGAUUUCGUACAACGAUGUGCCUGGACAGAACUUUCAGUUGGAAACAAAGAAGACUCUUGAAGUUAUGACUGAGGAAAUGAAGGCUUUCCCAUUGCUCAUUGUGACUCCUCCUCUGUUGCUGAAGAACCUGGGACAUCAAGAUAUAUGCUUGGUUUACCUUACUGAAGAUAACCUUGGUGUUUACUUUCAUAAAGACAAGGGGAGCCCCAAAAAAAUACAUGUGUAUGACUGUCUGUCUGGAGAAACCGAAACUGUUGAUGUAGAUGUUUUGGCUGCGCGGACUGGAGAUGACAGAAACAGCCAAUCUGUAGCCACAACCAGAACUCCAAAAGAAGCUGUCCUGGUGCUUGUAGAUACAAGCUCAUCUAUGAAUGAGAAGUGCUAUGGAAGUGUGGAUAUCCAGAAGAUCCAUGCUGUCAAAGAACUCUUCAACAGCUUUGCUAAUCGGACCAUGGCAUAUGAUUUCCAUCACAUCAUUGGCCUUGUGAAGUUUGAUUCUACAGUGAAAACUCUUCAGACCUUCACAGAGACACUUGAAACAUUCAAGGAUAGUGUGCAAAGUCUUGAGCCAAAUGGAUGCACAACGCUUUAUGAUGCUCUUGAGCUUGGAAGACGCAGGUUUAAAAAAGUCAAGACAGAAUUUCCAGACUGUGUACUGCGCAUUCUGUGCCUCACUGAUGGGAAUGAUGAUGGUUCCACCAUUGAACCAGAUGUUGUUGCUGUCAAUCUGAUCCAAUCUGACAUCAUUGUGGAUUCAGUUCUUCUUGGAACAGUAGAGAACAAUAUGCUCCAUGGCAUUAGCAUUGCCUCUGGUGGCUGCUGUUUCAAACCUGAGACAAGCAAAGACGGUCUCAAACUGUUUGAGGCAGAAACGGUUUUGUCUUUAGGAAUGCGAAAACCCAAAAACAAAGCUGACACCUCUUCUGUUACUAAGAAUUUUUUAACUGGAUUAUUUGCACUUCAUGGAUAUGAUGACCUUCCAGAAGCUGUCUUGCCCACUGAGAUGUCCGAUAAAGUGACUGUAACGGAAGAUGCUUUGAAAAUAAAAAUCCGUGAGGCCAAAGAUGGACGUUUCAUGGAGAGGGACAGAAGAAUCUUGGAGGAGCUGAAGAACCUGCAUUGUCAUCCACAUCCUUUCUUUCAAAUCUUCCCAUCAGAAACUGACUUUACAUUUUGGAAACUUCUUAUGGAAGGCCCUCCGGAUACACCUUAUGACACUGGGGUGUUUGAGCUCUUCUGUCAAUUUGGUCCUGACUACCCAGUGAAACCACCAACAGUCCGCUUCAUCACUUCUAUAUAUCACUGCAAUAUCAACAAUGUGGGUCGCAUUUGCCACAACAUAUUUGACCGUGGAUACAACGCACACGUCACGAUGAGAGAGAUCCUUAAUGCUGUUUAUGGACUGUUGAUUGCUCCAGAACCUCAAGAUCCACUGGACAGCAUUCUGGCUGAGGAGUACCUGACAAAUCCCCAGAAGUAUGCAGAAGAGGCAAAAAAUCACACAGAAAAGAGUGCUGGGCAAUCACUGGAUGAAAUGGAAAAGGUUCACUGCAAAAAGUUAUUUAGUGCUAGAAAACUGGUUAAAAAUGUGAAGUUGUUACCAGAAAAACUUAUCUGUCCACUCACCAAGAAAAUCUAUGUUGAUCCAGUGAUAACGAAAUAUAACAAUGUUUAUGAACGGAAAGCAAUAGAAAAACAUCUCAAAACAUCAAAAUAUGAUCCAUUUGCCAAGCCUCAACAACUGCUAAGAAGGACUGACUGGAAACCCUGUCCUCACAUGAAAGCCAUGGUUACGGAGUAUCGCAGCAGUCAAAUUUUGGAAACUACCUUGUAGGGGAAAAAAAUAGUGCACAUUCCUACAUUUCUUCCUUUGUAGAAUGUUCAUUUAAUAGUUUGGCUCUUUUCAAAGUUUAGCCCUGCCUUGCUUAUCUUGUGUUUCACUCUCUAGUGUCAACACGUCAUUACAUUUUAGUUUUACUUGGUAUUGGCACCAUUCGUGCACAUUUAUUAUAAAAGUUUAUAAUUUGAAGCUUUUGUAGAAAUGGACUCUAAAAAGGAAGUUUUAGUUACUUGGUAAAGUCUUGUACAGUUGGUGAUCAUUGCUUCUUGAAAUGUCCAAAAAAAAAAAAAGCCUUUUUUUCUCUUAUGCAUAUUCAAGCAAUUUCUUGUAGUGUUGAGCAAGUUACUCUAAAAUUGUAAUACAUUAUGUUUUAUGUAUUAUAUAUUACUGGAUGCAGUGCUAAAAAUGUCAAAUUUAUGUUAGUAUUACAAUAAUGUCUAGAAAAUGUUACUGUUACUUUUUAGUUACUUUUGUUGUGUGAUAUUUCCCAACUUUAUGUAAUCACUGAAUCACUUAACAUCUCUCUACCUGUUGAACUUCUACUACUCUAAACUAACUUUCGCUUACAACACAAUAAUAAAAUUUAUUUGUUCAUUCAUUCA